AUGUCUUAGCUUAAUAAUUCAAUCAUUUCAACUACAGUGCCAGGAUUAAGACUCAACUAUAGAGCUUACUAUGCAACUUCUGAGGAUCCAGAAUACCCUGCCUAGCUUAUUUAAGUAGAUUAUUCAAAAGAUGAGGAGUACUAGAGAACAGCGAAUGGUUGGCAAACUAAAAAGUUCUGCAGUUAUCCUCAAGAAAUAAUCGUCCAAAUUAUGAGUCCAAUGAGAGUAAAACAAAUCUAAAUUCUCUCGCAUUAGUAUAAAAUAUCUUCAAGGAUAGAGGUUUAUUACUAUUUCCCACCAAAGUCAAUUUAAACUGAGAAUUAGAUAUAGAAUAACAAAGAAAUCUUAAACAGCGAGAACUACAUGAGAAUAGGUUACUUUUCGUUUAAUGAAAACUCGAGAUCUGAGUUCUAAGCUAGAGAAAUGAAAACAUUACAUGUUGAUUUUCUAGCUUAGUAUAUAAAGAUGGUUAUUUAUCAGCCAUAUGAGAAUAGGCUUAAUUUGUUUCAAUAGGUCGGGAUUAUCUCAAUGUCAAUGAUAGGAGAACCGAUUGAUGGUUUUGAUCAAACUCAAGGUUAUGAUAAAUUUAGAGAUGGGGCCUAUCAUUUUCCUACUCCAAAUGUUGAUGCUAGUAGAUAAAAGUACUUGAGUGUAGCUACAGUCAAAGACUCAGAAUUGGAUCAGAUGUUUCAAGAUAAGAUUAACCAAUUGAAAGAGUAGAGAGAUAAAGCAGCUGAUGCAGAUGACUAUGAUAGAGCUAGAUUUCUAAGAGAGGCAAGUGAUAAAGUCAAAGAAUAUGGUGUUAAGAUAUUAUAGCUUAUGCAACUAAAAAGAGUAGCAGUCGAAAAUGAAGAUUAUGAAACAGCCAAAAAAAUAAAACUGGAAAUGGAUAGAAUCAGAUAAGCGAUUUCACUGCUAGAUCCUGAAAAAGCUAACCCUUCUUCUCUUGCAACAGUCGAAUUAAAGUAGCAUUUAACUGAUUCAUCAAAUAAACUAGGUCAGUAUCUGCAAAGGAAGCCUAUUACUCCUAUUUAAUUUGAGGAGUCACUCAAAGAAUUUGAAGUGAAAGUUAGAGAAGAAACGAAGUCAAAUGCCUCAUUCAUCACAGCCAAAAAUCCUAUUAUAGAAGAAUUCAUACCAAAGCCAUAGAUUAGGUAUGAAGAUUAAGUUAUCCCAACAAUAAAAAACGGAUAAAAGAAAGAUAUUGAAGAUGAAAUUCAGGAGUAUGAGAGGUAAUACGGAUCAAUAAAAGACUUUGACAGAAACUUGUAAAGAAGCGCUUUAAGUAUAGAAGAGGUAGAUGAGAAAACUUAGCUAGAGUAGGCUUCUAAACUGGUAUAAUUCUUUGACAAGCAACUAGUAUUAAAACUAUCUGCACCUUAGUGGUAACAAAGAGACCAGGCCUUGAUGGAUAUUAUAUAGAAUAUGAAGACAUAAAUGGGUUAAGAGGGUUAUUAGUAAGCCUACAACUCACUUCUUACAAUGUGCAUGGAUGAAAAGAUUUAGCAGAUUAUUGUGACUACUGUAGAUCUGAUAGAUAAUAUCCUGAUGAUAAAUAAGAACUUUAAAUUUGAGAAUCAUGAGAGAGUUCUAGCGUAUCUUAUGGAUAAGUUACCUGAUCAAAAGUUGGGAAAAAAAUCUGAAGAUAUCUUAUUUAAGUAUUUGGACUCUCAUAAAUAAGACUACUUUGAAAUAAUUGCGUUUAUUGUCAGUAAGAACUCUAAUUUCAAUGUCUAGACUCAGAAUUCUCAUAAAUUAGUCUCUAAAAAGUUGUAAAUACUAUAUAAUAUGACAGUAGAUAUGGACUAGUAUACAUAGUUCAUGGGCUAAAGUGCCAGUCCUCUUAAAAGUUCAAAUAAGCUAUCUUCAUCAGCUUAAAUUUAGCAAAGACUUGACUACCCCUACCAUGAAGUAUUCUAGAAGCUUUUGACUUCAAUUGAUCAUCCAUAAUAAGAUAUUAGGCAGAUAUCACUAAAAAUAGUCUAAGAGAUUUACCAGAAGCAAGGAUUUGAUAAGAUAUAAGAUUUCAUCUCAAGAUUAUCGAAUAAAGUAUUAAUCAAUCUGGUUAAGCUAAUCCCAGAAGCAGAACCUUAUUUGAGAAUGAACGAUGAUAGAAUGAGAGCUGCUAACAAUACCAACUCUUAUGGCGGAGGUGGAUCUUUCGGCUGGGCUCCAAACCUUCAGUCCACUGCUUAAAAGCCUUAAACUUCACACAAAUAGCCACCAAAAAAGAGUAAUAUCAAUAAAAAGGAUUAAUCGCCUGAAAAGUAGAAAAAGAAGGUUAUGUUUAAAGAUCAUAAAGAAAAAGAAAAAGUAAAAAAAUCAGCAGUCUAAGCUAAAUGUUAAUUCUGUGGAUUAGUUGACAAAGAAUUUGGAGAUGAUGAAAAGUUAGAUGCGCAUUAUCUUAAUUCUUGUUUGAUGCUGACAAAUUGUCCAGGUUGCACCUAAAUUAUUGAAAUUUCAGCUGUAAAUUCUCAUCUCUUAAAGGAAUGUUCGGAAAAAGCAUAAUACAAGUAGUGUCCCUAGUGUAAAGAGCCACAUCCGAAAGAUGACAUAGAAGCUCAUAAGUUAUAAGACAGUCCUGGCUGUCAUGCUCCAAAACCUACAAGCCAGGCUAAUAGAUGCCCAUUGUGCCAUAGAGAUAUAGGACCAUUAGAAAAAGGCUGGAAAGAUCACUUGCUCUCUAAAUAAUGUCCUAAAAAUGGUAGAAAUGAUGUUCUAGAUUGA
Molecule: messenger RNA, 2727 nt
Organism: Stylonychia lemnae
Lineage: Eukaryota; Ciliophora; Spirotrichea; Sporadotrichida; Oxytrichidae
Source: the annotation of a GenBank genome assembly